This is a messenger RNA of Oncorhynchus gorbuscha (pink salmon), 6939 nucleotides long. It is a transcript of the gene znf142, whose product is annotated as zinc finger protein 142. The coding region runs from base 405 to 5771 and encodes 1788 amino acids. Gene Ontology annotation, cellular component: nucleus. NCBI's taxonomy places the organism in Eukaryota, Metazoa, Chordata, Actinopteri, Salmoniformes, Salmonidae. The record is from RefSeq and is a predicted model, not a curated record. The transcript has 9 exons. Gene Ontology annotation, biological process: regulation of transcription by RNA polymerase II. Gene Ontology annotation, molecular function: DNA-binding transcription factor activity, RNA polymerase II-specific; RNA polymerase II transcription regulatory region sequence-specific DNA binding.
UCCUGGUCUUCAAAUGCAGCGUCAUUAUUAAUGCUAGACCAAACUUAAAUGACCGAAAAUUAUUUUAAUUGUCAACAAUAUACCUAGUUAGCUAUAUCUACAUGCUGUACAUAUACGCCCUGAGUAUGCAAGUAAUUAUGAUGAGAUCUUUCAACUGGAAAUACUUAAUCAUUACUCCACCAAAAUAAACAUAGUGAUGGCGUCGUUUGGUCAUUGAGUGGCGAUUUUGCAAAGUAAAAACAAUCUACCCAGCUUCAAUACCUUAUUAAGAUUCAAAGCCAAAUGAACUCAUUGCAGAAUGAAUCCAUAACCAUGAAUAAAUAAGAAUAUUUAUUUGACAAGAAUGCACUCAGUCACCCAUCAAUCACCUGAUCUCCAAUUACCAUUGUUUUAAAGAAAACAAAAUGACAAAUGAGCCAAUGGAGACUGAGGGGUUGUGUCUCUGUGAAAAGUGCGGGAAGGAAUUGUCCGAUAGCAGCCGCCUUUCCUCUCACCUUUGCACUGUGGACUUCACCAAAAAGGGACAGUUGACCCGUUAUAAGUGUCCUUUGUGUGAUGAGGUCUUUACCAUGCCAGGUGCACUGAAACACCACUUCCAAAGCCAUCGGAGGGAGGAACUCACAGGUCCGUUCCACUGCUCCGAGGAGGGUUGCCAGUUCAGCACCUCACACCGGUUGGUGUUCCAGGAGCACCUGCACUCACAGCAUGCUCUCACCCUCGUCUCUUGUACCUUCCGGUCCUGCACCUUGGCAUUCCGCACACGUUCUGAGAUGGAGGGCCACUGGCGUAUCCAUAUGCCUUUCCACUGCCCCCGCUGUCACUUUGUGACCGCUCAUGCUAAACAGCUGAGUACCCAUGGUGUGGAACAUGACCGUCCACUUGCUGCACCUGAGGGUGACAAGGUGCCAACAACGACAGGCCAGGGUGGAAACAGCCAAUCGGCUCUUGAGACCAGCUCUGGAAGGCCAAAAAGGGCCCGGAAACGCAAUCCAGCAUAUGUGUCAUCAUCACAAGAAGAUGAUGAGGAUGAAGAAGAGACACAGCAGCACAACAUCGACAAUAGAGCCAGAGAGGAGGUGCAAAAAGACAAAGCAGCUACGAACAUCAAUGAGAACCCAUCUAAAGAUCAUAUUAUGGCAGGCAUGGAGCAUAUGUAUCGCACUCACAUCUGCCCCGAGUGCCGCCGCUGUUUCAAGAUGCGCUCCCACCUGCUGGAGCACCUCCACCUCCACUUCCCAGACCCCAGUCUCCAGUGCCCCACCUGCAACCAUUACUUCACCAGCAAGAGCAAGCUGCGCAUCCACAUGCUUCGGGAGUCUGGCCAGAAGGUCCAUCGCUGCCACCUGUGCGACUACGCCUCUGUGGAGCGCAACUCGCUCCACCGCCACCUGGCCAGUGUGCACUCCAACGAGGUAGGGGGUGACAUCCACCCGGAAGUCUACCCCUGCCCCACCUGCGGCCAGAGCUUCCGCCAGAGCCAGGCGCUCAAGUCCCACAUGAAGUCUCACCACACGUCGCGGGACAGCCAGCCACUGGCCUGCUUCCAGGAGGGAUGCUCCUUCAAUACCUCUGACCGGAAGGAGCUCCAGAGACACGCAGCCGAUGUCCAUGGAAUCAAGGCCGUAGAGUGCCGCCAUCAUGCCUGCAACGCCAUCUUUGGUAGCCCCCAGGACAUGGAGGCCCAUUACCGGACACACUUGGCCUUCCACUGCUCACAGUGCGACUUCUCCUGCUCCAACAAGAGCCUCUUCCGGCAGCACAAACUGCAAGGCCAUGCCGGGGACGAGGAGUUGACCUGCAACUUCUGCCCCUUUGCCACGUUCAAUCCCGUGGAGUUCCAGCAGCAUGUCGGCCAUUUCCACGCCAAUGAGAAGAUCCACCGGUGCCAUCAGUGCAGCUUUGUCACCGCACACAAGCGGGUCCUACGACGGCACAUGCUGAUGCAUAGUGGUGAGAAGCCCCACAAGUGUAACCUGUGUGACUUCAGGUGCCGUGAUGAGACCUACCUCUCAAAACACAUGCUCAUCCACUCAGAUGACAAGAAUCAUAUGUGCUCUGAGUGUGGAUAUGUCACCAAAUGGAAACACUACCUGAAUGUGCACAUGCGCAAACAUGCUGGUGACCUCAGGUACCAGUGUGACCAGUGCUCCUACCGUUGUCACCGUACGGACCAACUGAACAGCCACAAACUCCGACACCAGGCCAAAUCCCUGAUAUGUGAAGUCUGUGCAUAUUCCUGCAAGCGCAAGUACGAGCUUCGCAAGCACAUGCUCCUCAAGCACUCUCAGGGAGAGGGCCAUCAGCCUCCAGUCUUCCAGUGCAAGUACUGUCCCUAUCAGACAUGCUACCGCCAGGCUCUGCACAACCACGAGAACUGCAAACAUACCCGGACUCGAGAGUUCCGCUGUGCCCUCUGCCCCUACUCCACUUACAGCAGCACCGGCCUCUUCAUCCACAAGAGGAAGGCUCAUGGAUACGUGCCUGGCGAUAAGGAGUGGCAAGAGAACUAUGCAGAGAAGGAGAGGGAGAACUCUGUGGACCUACUGCAGGGCUUCUACAAAAUGCCAGCCAAGAACUCUGCAGAAGGUCCUAUCAAGAACCUACAGGAGAAAGUCGCUGGCUCUGCUGUUCAAAAUGAACACAACCUAGAAACUGUGACUGGCCCCAAAACCACAGAAAUGUCAAAUAAAAAUUCUGAUAUUGUCCAAGUGGUAGUUGACAAAGGGAUUCUGGCAUGUCACAAUUCAACAGAUAAUCCAGAGCAAUGCUGUACUUUAGUUUUGACAACAAUAGCUAACACAGAGUGCACUGAGAUGGCAUCCAUGCAGGGUGAGACACCAAACAGCAGAGACCCAACUUACAGAAGACCCACAGUGGACCCUAAAGGAUCUAACACCCUGAGCCAAAAGCCAGCAUCUGCAAGUGAGGCGGAGGAAGAGGACAUGGCUAUGGAGGAUUGCGAUGACCUAAACGAUUCAGAAGACAGAGAAACUCCUUUAACCGCUACAAGGCAACCAACAGAGGCUGCAGAGAACAACACACAGAUAGCGGAGGUGUCUAGCGCAGCUUGCAACUCAUCCGCCGACUCUGAGAUUCGUCUGAAGGCCAUGAGGAAGCAAGACAAGGACCAGGCGGAGGCUCUGGUCUUGGAAGGCCGGGUUCAAAUGCUGGUGGUGCAGAAUGAGGCCGGAGAGGCUAGCAUAUACCGGUGCGAACACUGCUCCUACGUGACUCGCAAGCAGACCUCUCUCCGACACCACUGCCGUUCCCUCUGCCUCGCCAGGUGGAAGAGACUCAAGUGCCAAGCCUGUGGGGCGCAGUUCAAACAGAAGAGAGGCCUGGACACCCACCGCCUUAGGAAGUGUCCCGCUCUGCGGAAGAACACCAGGAGGUUCAUUGGCACUCCCUCUGCUGGACCGUCUGGAGAAAGGGACUUGGGUCAGGGUAAAUCCCAGAUCCCUGAUAAAACCACAACCGCCGAUCAAUCAGAGUUAGUAUCUUGUGAUGUUGCGCCAACCGAAGUUUCCAUAGACACACAACCAGAAAUGAGAGGAGAGGAAGCAAACUUGUGCAAUUUGACCAAUCCUGGAGGCUUGGGUGAGAGAGGAUCUACAGCACUACAGAAAAGCCAAAGGAAGACAGUUGGAAAGACAAAAAGGCAAGUGAAAGUUGGCAGGGUAAAGAGACCUGUGAAGAUUAAAAAGAUCAAUGAAGGGGAAAUUUUAGGAAAGACAGACAAAGCCCAUCCUGUGAACACAGAGAAUGACAAUGCGCAUAGCUAUAUAGAAGAUGACAUGAAAUUCACUUGCAAGACGUGCAGUUUCAGGUCCUCCAGGGUUGUGACGAUAGAGCGCCACUGCUCGACGUGCACAAGAAAAACUCCCACAAAGAAAGCUGUCCGAAUUGUUAGCUCUCUGGAGCAGGAUGAUGACAGCAAUGAGGAGGAGGAGAAUAUUAAAAGGGGUUCUGAAGAAGAUGUGGUUGAGAUAAAGGUAUCAAAUCCAAGCUAUUCUCCUAAAUUGUCCUGUCCCAACUGUCUUUUCAGGUGCAAACAGAAGAGAGCACUGAUCAACCACGAGAAGCGAGGCUGCCUGAAGCCAGACGAGGUGCAGUGCGAAUUCUGCUCGUUUGUGGCCAAGUCACAGAAAGCUAUGGCUAACCAUGUACUGGUCCAUCGGAAAGACAAGUUAUCGCUCUUAAAAAAGGUCAAAAGGUCAGUUUUGCGUUGCGACCAUUGCCCCUUUACUUGUAAGCAAGAGCGUUGCAUGACCCAGCACGUGGCUCUGAAGCACGAAGGUGCCAAGCCCCACCGCUGCCGCUUCUGCCCGUUCAGCACCACACGGCGCUACCGCCUAUAUGCCCAUGAAUCUCUUCACACCGGCAUGGGCCGCCACAGCUGCGACGUCUGCGACCAGACCUUUGGCGCUGCCUCCAAACUCCGCCAGCAUCACAAGCGUGUCCACGACAAACAGCCCUCUCAUUUCUGCACCCUGUGCGACUUCAGCAGCUACUCUCUCAACGAUGUCGGACGACAUACCCUCCGCUGCCACACAGGGAAGCUCCUGCACCCCUGCAGCCAAUGCGAGGCACGCUUUAGCUCCGACACAGCGCUCAAGCAGCACUGCAGCCGCAAACACCUGAGCCCCGCCAGCGUAGCAUGCCAGCAAUGUGACUUCAGCUGUGGCAGCCAGGCCACCCUCAAGGUCCACCAGCAGAAAAAGCACCCUCAGCUGGACUGUGCCACCUGCCAGGAGACUUUCCCCACCCGGGAGGGCCUGGAGGAGCACCAGAGGACCCACCUCACCCAGCAGUGCUUGCUUUGCCCCUUUGCCACCCGUAAGAGGCAGCCACUCAUCCAGCACCUUCUCGACGAGCAUGAGGAUGGCCCCCCAGAGGACAAGCCACUGAAGUGUGCCAUCUGUGGCUUCGCCUGUCGCCACCAACUGGUCUUUGAGCAGCACGUUCGCUCCCACGGGGGUACCCGCCUUUACAAGUGCACAGACUGCCAGUACUCGACUCGCAACAAGCAGAAAAUCACAUGGCACAUUCGCAUACACACAGGGGAGAAGCCCUACCAUUGUGAGCAGUGCAGCUACUCCUGCGUAGAUCCAUCAAGGCUAAAGUAUCACAUGAGGAUCCACCAGGAGGAGAAGAAGUACCUCUGUCCUGAGUGUGGCUACAAAUGCAAGUGGAUGAGCCAAUUGAAGUAUCACAUGACCAAACAUACAGGGGAUAAGCCAUAUGCGUGCGAGGAGUGUGAGUACCGCACCAACCGUGGUGACGCCCUCCGCAUCCACAGGGAGACGCAGCACUGUGACGCUCGCACCUUUAUCUGCGAGAAGUGUGGCAAAGGCUUCAAGACGCGCUUCCUCCUUAAGACCCACCAGCGUAAACACAGCGAGGAGCGGCCUUACGUGUGCGGCCUGUGCCGCAGGGCCUUCCGUUGGCCAGCCGGCCUCCGCCACCAUUACCUCACCCACACCAACCAGCAGCCUUUCAUGUGCCGCUACUGCCCCUACCGUGCCAAGCAGAAGUUCCAGGUGGUCAAGCACCUCCGGGGGCACCAUCCGGACCAGCCUGUGGAGCAAGGGGUGGCCAAGGAUCCCCACGCCCUCAGCCUAACCCUGCAGGAUGCCCGUCUGGGGGGGCUGGAGGAGGGGGCUAGGGAGGAGGUGGAGGAGGGAGCUCGGGAGGAGGGGAUGGAGGUGAUUGUACCGGAUGGGGUAGAGGUGUUGGUGCAAGAGAGGAUGGAGGAGGUCAAGGAAGGCUAGCAAGGUGAGGAGUAAAAAGGUUCAGCACACUCAACUGGAACCUGAGAAAACAUUUUAGUGAACGUUUUGAUGCAGUUUUCCUCAUCCAAGCAUGAUGAGGACUGGGCUACAGCGGUAAACUUGAAUUAAACAUCAACAAAGGACCUUGUCUUAACGAGUAUGCAUGUACAUAUACUACUGCAGAGUGCACCAUGAAACACAUAUACAAUUGUAUGUUUAGUAUUAAAACAUUGUCAAUUAAUGGCGUAUAAACAAAUUGCUAACUGACAAUUACAAGAAAUGGGCAGUUUAAAAAUGUUUAACCAAUAGGAAUAUAACUUUUUAUAUUAAGAUGUUUUCAAAACAGCAGGUCUUUCAUUUCUCUUUAUUUAUAGAGCUCCAUGCGCAUGCAUACAUUACAGUAUAAUCUUUUACAACACAACGCAUGAGAUAGCGAUAUAGUUUCAUGCCAUACUUUGAGGAACUGUACAAAAUGUCUAUGGAAAUGCUUGGAUGGAGGACUAAUUGUCUAUGCAGUACUCGAGGUCAUUGCAUAGUCUGUAACCCUAAAAGGACUUGUGAGCCCUGCAGUAUGUCAGUUAUUGUAUCAGUUCGAUCAACCAAGUGCUAUUGAACAUUGCUUAAUGCGUUCCUAUGACAUGACAAGUUAAAAAACAUGGAUUAUUUUAAAAGAUUUUAUAUUGGGGAAAUGGCAAAAUAUCACUUAAUUGCUGUGAGUUCCCAGGUGUUUUUUCAUCAGUGUGAGGUCCCACUAAUGUUUGCUUGAACAGAAAUGGGUAUUUAUGCAGAAAUACUGUAAAGCAGUUCAUACCGAUGUAUUUUCAAUACUGAUAACAGUUCAUUUGAAAGUGACAGCAAUCAUGAGGUAUUGUAGCCCUCCCAUGUAGUUGGAGUUUGCAGCAUGUUAUUCAGCCAAUCAUUGGGCCAUCAGACUUCUGUUGUUACCUCAGAGAUCUUGACGUUGACAAACAGAGUAGACAGGGGGAUCGCCGUUCCGUCUUUGGACAAGAGGUGGAUGUGCCGAUAUCCUGGGAAAAGUGGGGAGAGCAUCCAGUAGAAAUUCAGAUUUUUGUCAGGAAAGAGCCACUUAGAAACCUUCACUCAGACAGUAUGAUAUGUACAUUUGUACAUAACAGGCUUAAAUAAAAAAUUCAGCUGAGAUGUACAA